AUGAUGCUACCACAUGACCUGCACCAAUACUGUGGAGAAAAUGAGGGACCUGAAAUCCUACCAAGAACCUUUGAUUCAAAUGAGAUACUAAUUCCACUUCAAAUUCCUUCUUGUCCAACUGUCUCACAAGACAGAUAGAAAGAAUUCGGGAAAUUCCUUCAUUGCUGCAAUCUUCCCUGGAGAGCAGAAGGGGAGCAUGGAGAAAUUGUACUACCUGUACUGCCAGAAGACAAGAGAACAAAGACAAAGAACCCAUGUACAUUUAUAAAAGUGCGGGACAUGCAAAUGAAUGUGGGUCACUUCAGACCACUGUGCCUGCCAUUUCCCCCCUCUCAGCCCUACCCUGCACAUAUUUCUAGGUACACCAUGUUCCCAAACUUCAGAUGAGACAUUGAGGAUCGAGACACUGGGAUCAGUCAUCAGCCUUCUCAUACCAAUAUUUCUAGCAAGGCUUUUGACAUGGUUGUUCUGAGGAAGACCAGAGGUAAUAUGUUCAGGCAUGAAGCUGCCAGUAUUCUCUCUGACUCCCUGAAGAAGGCUGUGCACUGGCCAGCACACUCAUACUUCCAAGGUCAUAAGUAUUAUUCAAAUCCACCAAAGAUAGUGGCCCCCAACUCCAUUUUUAAACAGCUAGAAUAAAAUCUGUCUCAAAGAACAACCAAUAUGUUAUAAAACACUGUAAGGGCUCUGGAAAUCACAAUAUAGGGUCAGGACUUCACAGGAAGAGGUCCAGCCCUUAUCCUGGAUAGCUACCACAUGAAAGCAUUUUGCAUAUUAAUUGGAGAACUAGGUGAAGACAUGGAACGAGUAAAUACUGCAUUUACUAAGAAUCUUGUGCUUCCACCACAAGUAAUAGUGGCAAGAGUAUUAUCAGAUUGA
Molecule: messenger RNA, 879 nt
Organism: Chiroxiphia lanceolata (lance-tailed manakin)
Lineage: Eukaryota; Metazoa; Chordata; Aves; Passeriformes; Pipridae
Gene: SPMIP4
Product: chromosome 1 C7orf31 homolog
Cellular component (GO): centrosome
Source: RefSeq, a predicted model, not a curated record